CAUGCCAUCACCCGUAUACCAUGGUGUCGCUGAGGAUCUUGAAUGAGGUUAUUGUUCUAGUGAAACUGUUAUGUCUCGGCUUGGCCAUCAUCAGUGACGCGGCGACGGCGACUAUUGGCACAAGUCCAACAACGCCUACUUGCAAUCAUGGCCUACUCCGUGCAGGGUCAAGCUGCUUCCGGUUCGGCAAACAGCGCAUGCUCAAUUGGAAGGAGGCCAGCGCCGAGUGUGCCGCUCUGUCGUCCACCCUGAUCAGAUUCCAGACGCCCGAGGAUAUUGGGGCGUUCUCCGCCAUUGCCAAGACCCUCGAGAUGGACGGUUGGUGGACGGACCUAACCACACAGGACCACGUGGGGACGUGGACGUGGGGGGAAAACCAGGCAGUCGGCAACGGCACCGUGGUGUGGAACCAGGAACCCGACGACGUCAAACACGCCGAAAACUGCGUCGCCGUGAACUACCUCGGCAGAGCUAGCGACGACAUGUGCACACGACAGCUUGGGUUUAUAUGCAGGGCUGAUACAGUUGCUGACGGAUGUGAUGACGGAUGGUCACUGGUGGGGAACUCGUGCUUCUACGUCAGUGAUACGUCAGACUACACCCAGCUGGUCACCUGGGAAACGGCCUUGACCAAAUGCUAUCAGAAAGGGUCAGCAACUUUGAGCCGCCCAAUGCUUGCCAGCUUCACGGACAACCAGGAAUACUCGACUGUGGUGAAGCUGCUGACGACAGCGUACUCCCUGAAGUAUCGGUGGUGGAUUGGCCUCAAUGACAGGGCUGUGGAGGGACAGUGGAUGUGGUCCAACAGCAGCACCCAUGCAGAUGCAUCCAUUAUCCAGUGGCAAAACCUACCAAACUCCCUGCAGGCGACGGAGCAGUGUGGAGUGGUGCACAGUAACGGCCAUAUCUCCUACGACUACUGCGACAACGACAACUACUUCGCCUGCAGGUAUCACAGCACGGAAGCUGACGUUCACGUGGAGGAGGAGCUGGGCUGUCCUGGACUGUGGCUGAGAGCGGGACACAAGUGUUAUGUUUUCAACACCAACGUGACCUUGACCCAAAGUCAGGCAGUCGCUUUCUGCCGCCACAGAGGAGGGCGUCUAUUGAAGGUCGAGACAGAGGAUGAGAUGAGAUGGAUUCAGCUGCAGACAGAGCGUAUCCUAGGCAACAACUUCUGGACAGGACUGGAACGGCACCCUCCGGGAGGCAGCAGUUGGCGGUGGUCUGAUGGUGACUCGGCGCAGAUGAAUCUCAUACCUUGGGAACUUCAGCCGGACAACCUGAUGGGUGAGGAGAACUGCGCCUUCAUCAGCCACGACGCCAGCUAUGAGGACGUCUCCUGCUUCUCCCAGGCCGGCUACAUCUGUGAGAUACAGGCAGAAGGUGCGCCCUGCCCGUCCAAAUGGGUUACCCGUAACUACGAUGACGACACAACGUGUUACUACAUCAGCAACAGAACUACUUCCGACGUUGUCACGUGGUGGGAGGCACGCGAGUUGUGCAGGAGACUGUCGGGGUUAGACGAGGCUUCAUUGCUGGCUGUCAACGAUCACCACGAACAGACCUAUAUUGAGACCCAGCUGGGGUCGUACCCAGAGUCCCCCGUCGGCUGGUGGACAGACCUCACAGACGCUGCUUCUGAAGGUGUGUGGCAGUACGCCGACAACUGGAACCCUUCCCUCAGCCGGGAUCUAUCAAUUGGGCCAAGGAGCCAAACAAUCAUGGGGGCAACGAGAACUGCGCUGUCAUGUACUACGGCGGCCAAUACAACGAUGUCCCUUGUGACGUCAGAGCCAACGUAGCCUGUGAGAAAAUGGCCUGGGGCGUGGGAGGUGCAGCAGACCCACAGACAAGCGACGCUCUCCUGGGGGUUGUAGCUACCAUGGUGAUAUGGAGUCUUACAUGACGUCAAAGAUCACAGUAGUUAGGGUUUUCUCUGAUAGAAUACGUACAUUUAUUAAUCUAAACGUAUAUCUGAUAUCAACCCCAAUCCUUACCAACGACCACCAGUCGCGUCAUACACAUCCCACCCCCUACCAACAGGUCUUCAUCAAUUCUCCAUCACACCUAACUCAUACAAGCUUUGUUAAUCAACCAAAGGAUUUUACGGGUAUUGAUCAUUUUCAAGUAUUAUGUCUUUCUUUGAGACAUACGAUAGUUCGACAGAUACAAAAUAUGUUCUAUUGUGCUUUUUAAUGCCGCCAAAAUCACAUUGUGUUUUCUGGAAUAAUAAAUGGUUGCAACAUGAAA
Haliotis rubra (blacklip abalone) is the source of this 2253-nucleotide messenger RNA. RefSeq names its product macrophage mannose receptor 1-like. The transcript is spliced from 14 exons. Lineage: Eukaryota; Metazoa; Mollusca; Gastropoda; Lepetellida; Haliotidae. Bases 21 to 1805 code for a protein of 594 amino acids. The record is from RefSeq and is a predicted model, not a curated record.